Molecule: messenger RNA, 969 nt
Organism: Verticillium alfalfae VaMs.102
Lineage: Eukaryota; Fungi; Ascomycota; Sordariomycetes; Glomerellales; Plectosphaerellaceae
Product: alcohol dehydrogenase
Exons: 2
Coding region: 1-969 (322 amino acids)
Source: RefSeq, a predicted model, not a curated record
AUGGCUGAAGUCCAACACCCCCGCAUCAUGAGGGCUGCCCAGAUUGUACAGUUCAAGUCACCUCUUGGUCUCAUCCCAUCUCACGAGCCAGCAGGAUGCAUUGUUCAAAUUGGACAUCGAUGCCAUCCUCGUUGGAAGCUUGGUCAGAGGGUCGGUGUCCUCAACUUCAAGAAUGCCUGCGACCAAUGCGCUGGUUGCAAGACAGCAAAGCAAGUACUGAAUCACUUGGAUCCGAGGUAUUGCGACAACCGAGAGACUGCAGGAUUCCAACACGAUGGAGCGUUUGCGGAAUACAUGGUCGCCGACCCAGAAACAACCGUGUUACUCCCCGACAGUCUUUCUUUCGAGCAGGCGGCGCCACUAAUGUGCGCGGGUGCCACUGUCUGGGGCUCGCUCGAAAGAGCAACCCAAGGCCUAGAACAAGGCAGUGUUGUGGCUGUCGUAGGCAUCGGUGGCCUUGGGCAUUUGGGUAUCCAGUUCGCCAAGGGCCUCGGUUUUCGAACCAUUGCCGUAGAUAGCCGCCCAGCGGGCAGGCUAUUGGCCAACGAAACAUCGAACCCAGCUUUGCGUCCAGAUCUUGUAAUAGACUCGGGCAGUCCCGACGCCGACAGGCGGAUCUUCGAGUUUACAGAAGGCCAGGGCGUUGCGGCAGCUAUUGUCUGUACAGACUCAUUGAUUGCUAACGCCUGGGCCCUCAAGAUCCUUCGCAUGGGUGGCUCCCUGGGGAUUCUGGGCCUUCCCGCAGAGCAGUGGAGGUUUGAGGCCGACUUGAUCGUCUUCAAGGAGUUGACACUGAGAGGGACGUAUGUCGCAAGCAGAGUCGCCACGGAAAGAAUGAUGGAGGUCGUUAGCCAAUACGGCAUCGAGUCUCAUUUAGCUAUGGCAUCUUUUGAUGAUAUCCCAGGCAUCGUCGAUGCAUACAAAGAUGCUGAUUUCCGAGGAAGACUUGUAGUCAGGAUAUCGAAGUAG